CAAAGAGGUGUUCUUGUGAUACUAAGUGUAUAUAAAGAUACUUUUAUAUUAUAAAUAAAGUAUGUUUCGACCUGUGAGCCAUGUUUUAUUUGACAUGGAUGGACUUAUAUUAAACACAGAAGAGUUAUACACGAUAGGGUUUGAAAAAGUAGCGUCUCGGUAUGGAAAAACAUUCACCUUUGAGCUGAAGUGCCAGAUAAUGGGGCAACAGAGCAGGGAAUUUGCAGCAUCCAUUAUUCAGGGGCUCAACUUGCCAAUAACUGUAGACGAGUUCUUGGAUGAAACUCGGGCUAUCUUUAAUGAACUGUUCCCUGACUGUAAGAUAAUGCCUGGAGUCGAGAAACUCAUUCGUCAUUUACACAAAAACAAAAUUCCUAUCGGAUUGGCUACAAGUAGUAGCAAAGAAACAUACGAUCUAAAAACGCAAAAGCAUCAUGCUUUCUUUGAUUUGCUAACGUACAAAACAUGGGGUUCUUCCGAUCCCCAAGUCAAGUUGGGCAAACCACACCCAGAUAUAUUUUUAGUGGCAGCAAAUAGAUUUCCUGAUAAGCCUGAACCAGAAAAGUGUCUAGUGUUUGAAGACUCUCUGAACGGCGUCAGAGCAGCGCGUGCGGCCGGCAUGCAGGUGGUGAUGGUGCCCGACCCACGGCUGGAUCGAGCGCAGGCCAAAGAGGCUGGCGCCACGCUCACGCUAGAUUCCAUGGAGGACUUUAGCCCUGAACUAUUUGGUUUGCCACCAUACAAUGAUUAGUGCCUACCUGCUCAAACAGACCAGGGAUUAUGUUUCUACUGGUAAAAACUGAGAUUUUUGUCCCAGUAGUUACCACUAAUAAAAGGUGGAAAAUAUCCCCAGAAGUUACUAGUACAUUCUUUUUGGCAAUAUUGAUAAAAAGAAUGUGUUAACAUCUACUGGAAAUAAACAUUCCAUCGAUUACAAGUACUAACUACUAACCCCCUUAUUCAUAAACGUGUACUAGUUACGAUGCCGCUGAUCAUCGUUUGUCCCUUUCCAUAUAAUACGUCGGAAAGGGACAAACGAUGAUCAGCGGCAUCGUAACUUUAGUACGCGUUUAUGAAUAAGGGGGUUAAUGAAUAAAACAGUUUAUUGGUUGGUAACAGGGGGCCUACCGCAAAAACCGAAAUUCCCUAAUUGCGGGAUCUUUCUCUUUUACUCUCACUAAGAUGUAAUUAGAGUGACAGA
Molecule: messenger RNA, 1201 nt
Organism: Cydia pomonella (codling moth)
Lineage: Eukaryota; Metazoa; Arthropoda; Insecta; Lepidoptera; Tortricidae
Product: pseudouridine-5'-phosphatase-like
Exons: 4
Coding region: 62-751 (229 amino acids)
Molecular function (GO): phosphatase activity
Source: RefSeq, a predicted model, not a curated record